CAAAAAAGCACCAAUAAAGAACAAACAACUCCCACCCUGACCCCUUUUUUUUCUUUUUAAUAGUUUUGGACGGGGUUGGGUCUUUGUCCCAGUGGUGUGUAAGCCAGAAACAGUCUGAACUCUGUGGCUUUCCACCUACAUCCUUCCCCAGGGGGUUGUUUGUAUCCAAAUUCCUUAGAAACGACAACCUUCAAAAUGUCCAUCGACCUUAACAUCGCCAUGGAACAUAAACAUUGUAAAAUAUUCUGACAACAAGUUUAAAACCCUCAAUUUGAAGGAAUAAAUCUUCUAAGUCUUCUGGUCUUGAAGCAGAAGUUUGAGAUUAAACUCUAUUAUAGUUAAAGUUAACACAAAAUUUGGUCCAUCAAUGUGUUUAAAUUGGGUUCAUUGAAACGAGGCUGAGGAGAACCUUCUUCAAAUCAGAAACGUUUUACCUCCUUACUCAACAAAGCCCCUCUCCAAACACUGGCAGUGAUUCCUUAAGGCCCGGUUGUGACCGAGGACAAGAUUCAGGAGGCCAAGCUAUUCUACCAGAUGCAUUUCAAACAGGCUGUGUUUGAUGAAGAGGGCUGGAGAAAAGUCCUAGAGAAACACAAUGGUCGCCUUCCUAUUCGCAUCAAAGCGGUUCCAGAGGGGAAGAUCAUACCAAGAGGCAACGUUUUAUUUACUGUGGAAAAUACAGAUCAGGAUUUCUACUGGCUCACCAACUACAUUGAGACCAUGCUGGUGCAGAUGUGGUAUCCCAUCACAGUAGCUACCAUAUCCAGAGAGUUUAAGAAGAUUCUGGCCAAACACCUGAAAGCUACUUCAGGGAGUCUGGAGGGCCUGGAGCUGAAGCUGCAUGACUUCGGCUACAGAGGAGUCUCAUCCCAGGAGUCUGCAGCAUUGGGUGGAGCCGCUCACCUGGUUAAUUUCUGCGGUACAGACACGAUAGCCGGAGUAUUGAUGGCUCAGCGGUAUUACGGCUGUCCAAUGGCUGGCUUCUCCAUUCCAGCGGCUGAACACAGUACGAUCAUAUCCUGGGGGAAGAACAAGGAGAAGGAGGCAUUUGAGAGGAUCCUGGACCAGUUUCUGUCGGGACCAGUGUCGGUGGUCAGUGACAGCUACGACAUCUUCAAUGCCUGCAAACACAUCUGGGGAGAUAAGCUAAAGGAACGGGUGAUGGAGCGCAGUGAGGACUCCUGUCUGGUGAUCAGGCCCGAUUCUGGAGACCCAGCAGAGACUCUAAUUGAGGUCAUCAAGAUUUUAGGAGAGUGUUUUGGCUACAGUCUGAACUCGAUGGGAUAUAAGGUUCUUCCAUCUUACCUGCGGAUCAUCCAAGGGGAUGGCAUUGACCUCAGCUCAGUAGAUCAGAUUCUUGCUAAGCUGAGUGAUGAAGGGUGGAGUGCUGAGAAUGUGCUUUUUGGCUGUGGCAGCUCCUUGCUUCAGAAGCUGAACAGAGAUACACUUAGCUGUGCCUUCAAGUGCAGCUAUGUAGAGACCAAUGGCAAAGGGAUGGAUGUGUGCAAGCAGCCAGUGACCGACCCGUCCAAGGGGUCGAAGCGGGGCCGAUUAUCGCUGAGGAGAAACUCGGACGGCUUCCUCGAGACGAUAGAGAGAGGAGCAGGCAAACCCGAGGAGGACCUCCUAGUGACUGUUUUUGAAAACGGCAGCCUGCUGCAGGACUACUCUCUGGACGAGAUCAGAAAAAAUGCUCUGCUUCAGGACGACGAGCCAAACCCAAACCUGUACAACCACGAACGGGAGCUGCUGCACAACCACAUCAUCAGCAGCAUCCAUUAGAACACCCGGACGACUCGUAGGACUCCCGGUACUCUGGGCACAACGGGGAGUGGCGGCACACAGACUAGCAAUUUUUUUUAAAGCACCGACUACAUGAUGAAACUCUGGAUUAGUCACUGCCAAGAGCCACCAACAACCCACCACUGCAACCUUCAUUUCGGAGAGCCACAACAUGUCUGUGUUCACGUCCAUCUGCUUCCCUCACUCCCGUACCUCUUGCACAAUCACCUGGUGUUCCAUUACGCUGCAGCAGUGAACACAACGCAGCGUUGUCUUUACACUAAACGUGACCAACUGAAACUCAGGUUCAGGUAUAAGCUAAGUUACUCAUUUCCAAAAAUGUCUUGUGCUCCUAUUGAGUUCUACGUCAGAAGUAGACCAAUAUAUCAGCUCGACACAGGAAACAUUUGCAAUUGUUGUGCAUCAGCCGAUGUUCCAGUGAAGUUUGGUCCCGUUACUCUCUGGUGGACAUUUAUAGAGCCGGAAGUUUGUGAAUGAUGAAGAGCCAUAAAAAAUGAAAAUAUCUGGCCUUUCUUACUGGCCGGCAGUGUUACAGCACCGUGUCAUAACAUUUUCUUAUCUUCAUCAAUCUUUGAAAGCAAAUCCUGCCACAAUUCAACUCUGGAAUAUAAAUGUGAUUCUUAAAGCUGCUUUUUACGUCAACAUGCAUCUCGUUUUACCAACUUCAGUCUGUUUAUUUUAGUGUUCAUGUGAAAUAACGAAGUUUUAAGUAUUUUUUUUAAGUGCAGGAAAUGACUAUGAAAUAAUACAGUUGGAUCAUAACGGCAGUUUAUGUUCAUACCAUUAGGCAGGCAUGUACUUUGUAAUGUUGCUCUGUCCAGAACCCCAAAGUAUCAAUUUUCUAUUAUUCCAUAAAACUUAAGUUGUCAUAGAAAUGCAAUUUUUUUUUUUUUAUGUGAAAUGAAAUGUUUUGUAAAUGUCAUUUCAGUAAUACUGACUAAAUGCUUUCAUGGGAGUUCAGUCCUCAUCCAUUUCAGGUCUUCAGUCACAGCCUCUUACACCCUUCUGGCUCUUAAAGGAACAGCGCUUUGCUGCGUAGAAACCCAUUGCAAUUAUUACGUUUUGUACCAAAAAGUACUGUGUAGUCAGCAGCUUAUCAAGGGAAAAACUGAAAUCUGUGUUAAAAGAAUAACACAGAUACUUCUAUCACAACCUUCUUAAUACAUACUUAACAUUGAGCUUAAUUAGAAAGCCAUGCUACUGCAAGCUGUUUAGAUAAUAGACCAAGCAGAGAUUUUAUUGUCUUUAGCUAAUAUUUCCCAUUUUUCAGCCACGAUCCUAUGUCACCAUGGUUACAACAGUCUCUGUUUAAUCAUGACCACAGAAGACCAGCUAACUCACAUUUACCUUUGAGUUGCUCUUGCUGGUUUAAAGUGCUAACAUGUUAACAUGUUAGCUUUGGGGACUGGACUCGGGCAUUGCUGCUGUUGUGGAAGGAAAACUAAAAGGUCACAUCCAGUUAGAAUAAAGCGUGUUUUUAAAGAGAAGCUGGGACAUUACACAAGUGCUUUUAUUAAACCUACACAGCUCAAUAUUAUGGCUGUACUUUUUAAUUGUAUAAAAUUAUAUUUAUUUACCAAGUAUUUUGAAAAGGUGUAGCGCUCAUCUGGUUUUCUGAUUAAAAAUGCCUGAUUGACAUCUAUACCACAAACCUGUGUUCAACAUAUGGCCUCAUGUUUUCACACCCUAUAAUGUUGCCAGUUUGUCACUGAUUGUACAUUCUGAUUCAAUGUAUAGUAGAACUGCCAUAGCUUUGAUUACCAGUAUGUGAUGUUUUGUUUGAGGUUAGUGUUUUAUUUGGGCAUUUAAUCUUUAACUUGAAGCUGAUUGGAAACAUUAUGAUUGUUUAACCCCUUCCUGUUUGCUGUGUUGAUCUGAGAAAAACAGCCAGUUUGUUUUGCUACAUACUGCUUGAAAAGAUUGAUUUAAUAUUAAACAUUAAUUACUGAGUGAAAUGUAAGUUUGCGUUUGACAUCCACAGAACAUAUUUUGUUAACUGAUGUAAUGUUUAAGUUAGCUUAAACAUAAGCUAACCUUUGGUUAAUGAAUGGCAAAUGAACAAAUUGACUGACCAAUUUGUUGUGUCCACAGCUAUU
Messenger RNA from Poecilia reticulata (guppy), 3899 nucleotides. The record is from RefSeq and is a predicted model, not a curated record. NCBI's taxonomy places the organism in Eukaryota, Metazoa, Chordata, Actinopteri, Cyprinodontiformes, Poeciliidae.